Striga asiatica is the source of this 423-nucleotide messenger RNA. The record is from the annotation of a GenBank genome assembly. NCBI's taxonomy places the organism in Eukaryota, Viridiplantae, Streptophyta, Magnoliopsida, Lamiales, Orobanchaceae.
AUGGAGCUCGCUCUUCCCGUCAAAAUCGAUACAGGAACCAAAAAGGAAUAUGCGUUUGAAAUACCUUCCAAAUGCAAAGCAAACGUGACCAAUCGGUGCAACCUCAACGUUGUCAGAAAAGUAUUUGACAAUUUAAACGAUGCACAUCAAGAUCGAUUUGCAGAGUCUUGCUUCCGGCCACUAAUAAAUAUUACCGAGAUCAUAUUGUCCUCCCAAAUAGUCCACCAAGUACUUCGUAGGACAUUGAAAGCGUCCGAAGAUGACAAAGAUGCCGUGUGGUUCAGAUUUGGGGAAAAAGAAGCUAGAUUCGGGUUACAAGAGUUUUCUCUUGUAACUGGAUUUAAGAUUGCAGCGGAUGAUGAAAAUGCAAGAAGAAGGGGAAGAUCAAACGCAGUGACUUACUCGAGAAAUUUCUUACGCUGA